Messenger RNA from Pecten maximus, 1273 nucleotides. RefSeq names its product putative nuclease HARBI1. Bases 29 to 1180 code for a protein of 383 amino acids. The transcript is spliced from 2 exons. The record is from RefSeq and is a predicted model, not a curated record. NCBI's taxonomy places the organism in Eukaryota, Metazoa, Mollusca, Bivalvia, Pectinida, Pectinidae.
CAAUCGAGUGUACCGGCUGUAUUGCAAGAUGGCGGCCGAUGCAAUAGCGUUGGCAAUGUUGGAUAUGUUUAUGGAAAGUGAUAGUGAAGGGGAAGAAAUGGAAUGCUUGAUGGAGGCGACUCAACACCUCACAACGCAUUUACGAGAAGAUCGAACAAAAACAGAAGGGUAUUUUGAAGAAACAAUCCCGAACUACUUACCAGAUGACUUCACAAGGUUUUUUAAAAUGAAUCGUGAAACAUUUGAUGUCCUUUGUCAACACCUUAGUGAAUGUGAACAGUUAAAACAACGUGUAUGUGCAGGAGGUAGAGAACCGAUUCCGAUGGAGAAGAAGGUACUGAUGACCAUUCGUUAUUUGUCGUCAAUGGAUACAAUACGUAGUUUAAGUGACAGAUUUGGUGUAACCGAUUCUUCGUUUUUGAAGUGUAGGGAACAAGUAAUUAAUGCAAUUAACUCUUCAUUGAAGAAAUUCAUCAAAUGGCCAACGACUGGUGAUUAUUUGUCAAUAUCAGAACGCUUCAAUGAUACAGGUUCAUAUGAAUUCCCAAAUAUCAUUGGAGCAAUAGAUGGGUCACACAUCCCAAUCGAAGCUCCAGCAGAGGAUGCUAAUGCAUAUUACAACAGGAAAGGAUUCCACUCCAUUCUUUUGCAGGGCAUCUGCACACAUGACUUGUAUUUUAUAAGUAUAAAUGUCGGUUGGCCAGGUCGUGUUCAUGAUGCAAAGGUUUUCAACAAUUCCAGCAUUUGUGAAAACGGAUUCAGACUUUGCAAUAAUGGAGAAUACCAUAUUUUGGGGAAUGGUGCAUAUCCAUUAAAAGAAUGGCUUCUUACCCCAUAUAAAGAUAAUGGUCACCUUACAAGACAACAAACACUGUUCAACAAAGCUUUAUCAUCAAAGAGGCAGGUGAUUGAACGUGCCUUUGCAUUGCUCAAAGGACGUUUUCGUAAACUGAGGUAUUUGAACUGUAAAUCCAUCAGAACAACUUGUGAUAUUGUUACUGCUGCUUGUGUGAUACACAACAUUUGUAUCAUACAAAAUGAUUUGGAUGGUAUAGAGGAACUAAUGGCAGUGGAUGAACUUCAAACAGAUGAUGAUAAUGUUAUCAACGAGAGGGAAAAUUCCCAUUUAGGGAUAACGAAGAGGUUACAAAUAACUAACAGCCUUGCAGUAAAUCAUUGAUCGUCAGUUCAUGAACAUUUACCUCCUAGAUAAGCUUGUCUCCACACCUUAUAUGUACAUGUAAAGGCAAUUAUCAUGAAACUGUCAUUUCCA